AUGAAGGUGCUCAUUGUCAACUGUCAUCCGGAUACCUCUGACGUGGGUCAGGCAGUCUUCCAUGAGUUUGAGGAGGCUGUGCGGAACUCACUGGCUUCGACAGGCGACGUGGUGGAGGUCCAUGUUGCGGGCAUGGACGAUUUGGACGAUUAUUUGUACAUUUCUCCUGCCAAUUCGAGUCUGGCGCCGAUGCCGAAGCGAUUGAAGGAGAGUUUGAUGGACAAGCGGGCACUGCUGUUGUUUGAUCGAUUGGAUAUGAUCUUCAUCGAUGGCCCACACGUCCUUGCUCCGUGGGCUCCGGCUGCCCGCAAAGCCUUUGUCCUCCUUCACAUGUGCUUUGAGACUGGCAAAUGCCUCUUCGGCUCGGCCUUUACCGCACACAUGCUGACAUACAUGGCAGCUACGGGCGGGGUUUACGAACGGGUUGGAUGGUCAGGAUCUGUGGGCGGGAAGCUCGAUCAGCUCAACACGCUCUCGUCGUCGCGAUCGCGGUUUCUCAACAACGAGACCGGCGAUGUGUACCGUAAGGUGAGCUCGGCGCCUGCGCCUGUGUGGGAGCCGGUCUUCAACGUCGGUCUGCGGCAGCACUCGUCGCGGAACCGAUCGCACAUCCGGUACACGCCGCGGAUUCCGUCGUCCAGGACGUCGCGGAUCAACGUCCACUUUCGGGCGCAUUGGCUCUUUGCCGACAUGACCUCGAACGAAUUUACGGUCCCUGCCAAGCACUCGUGGGACAUCUGCCUCUCGCCGCUAGCGCCGGUCGCAGUCGACGUCCUCGCCGCCAACGACUGGACGCCGACCAUCAUCGAGUACGGGCACAUUGUGGCGUGCAAGUUUGACGUGACACCAAAGGCUGAGGCCACCGUCCUUCUGCUACACAACUACGUGCGGCACAAGUACUCGCUGAUGCGCAAGGUCUCGCACCUCGAGUUCAUCUCACAGCUCUCAUACCAGCAGACGCUACAGGAGGGCUCGUCGCUGGCGACGGCGCGAUCGGCGGCGCUGCGGUCUGUGCGGUCACGCACACAGGCGUCGCGGGCAUCAGUGCCGUCGGCUUUCUCGCCGUCGGCGACAUCACCAGGUUCGGCGUCACUGACCGCCGAAACCGAGCACGGUGCGCUGCCUGAGCUCGCGGCGUUCCGGCCGCCGGACCUGCCGACUUCCAAGUGGAAGAUGAUGCAGGAGGAGGCGGCGCUGAAUGGCGGUGGUGGAGCAAUGCAGAUCUUUGUGGAGACAUGCGAGGCACCGCUAGCUCGUGAGCCGGGGGAGUGGCAGGCUGCGCCGUCAACGACGUUGCGGUAUGCGGUCAAUCCGCUGUGGCUUGUCCGCAUGGGCGCCACCAAGGAUGUUGGCCGCGAGACGCCACUGGACUCGUUGGUGAGCGAGGCUAGCUGCGACAGCCUGACGUCGUCGCGGUUUGUGCCGCGGCCACCGACAACAGCGUCGCCAUCGCGACGAUCAUCGCUGCGCGGGGGGCGCGCCAAGUGGGAGGCGUCCAAGUCGCGCGCUUUACAUGCAUCAGGACGUCCGCCUGUCCGGGUCGUCCGCGUCCCAACCGGCCGCAGAAAACCAUACUCGUCGUGGGCCAAGUUCCGUGCCCGCCACGCACACGCCGAUAUCGGCGAGGCCAUGUCGUACCGCUUCCCGGAAGCCGACUUUGUGGCCACGCAGUCGACCAAGGUUGUUUAGCGGUAAGUGAAAGCAUAUGUAGUCCACCCG
Messenger RNA from Thecamonas trahens ATCC 50062, 1719 nucleotides. RefSeq lists its product as uncharacterized. Lineage: Eukaryota; Apusomonadida; Apusomonadidae. The transcript is spliced from 2 exons. The coding region runs from base 1 to 1689 and encodes 562 amino acids. The record is from RefSeq and is a predicted model, not a curated record.